AGUAAAAUAAAUACAUGUCUCUCUCAUUUUCUUUUCUUUUUUGUUCUUUUUUUUCUUUAGAAUGAGCAGAACUAAUCCUAUUUUACACCUCAAGACUCUCUCUGAUCAGAACCAGAGUACUCUUUUCCUUUAUUUCCUUUUGGAGUUAGGAUAACGAUCUUAGCCUGGAUUCUAUUUGCAGUUGCUUCUGUUCCCGCUUUUGAAACCAACUGUUGAGUCAGUAAUGGUUGCUUGAACAGGUGUACCAAUGGAACAGAGGCUUUGAUAAGGAGUGUGAUACCAUUAAGGAGAUGAAAGGCGUGUCAUGGGGUUUGAUAGUUGGGAUUUCCAUAGGGGUAAUAAUUGGAGCUUUCUUGGCCGUUGCCACUCUUUUCUGCAUUAGGUACCGCAGGAAGCAUUCACAAAUAGGGAAUAGCAGUUCCCGGAGGGCAGCAACCAUCCCUAUGCGUGUUAAUGGUGCUGAUUCUUGUACAAUAUUGUCAGACUCAACAGUUGGUCAGGAAUCACCCAAAGCAUCUGAAGGGAAUAGGUUAUCCUUGUGGCUGGAAGGACAUAAGAGGAAAAAGAAUGUAGUAUCUGUUUCUGGAAUACCCAAGUAUACCUACAAAGAUUUGCAGAAAGCAACUUCUAAUUUUACAACAGCAAUAGGUCAAGGGGCUUUUGGUCCUGUUUACAAAGCUCAGAUGUCAACUGGCGAGACAGUUGCUGUGAAAGUGCUUGCUACUAAUUCCAAGCAAGGGGAAAGGGAAUUCCAAGCAGAAGUUUUGUUACUUGGGAGGUUACAUCACAGAAACCUUGUAAAUUUGGUAGGAUACUGUGCAGAGAAAGGGCAAAAUAUGCUCGUAUAUGUGUAUAUGAGUAAUGGGAGCCUUGCUUCUCAUUUAUAUGAUGAAAAAAAGGAACCAUUAAGCUGGGAUUUGAGGGUUUAUAUAGCUCUAGAUGUGGCAAGGGGUUUGGAGUAUCUUCAUGAUGGGGCUGUUCCACCUGUAGUGCAUCGGGAUAUCAAAUCUUCUAAUAUACUAUUGGAUCAGUCUAUGAGAGCCAGAGUGGCUGAUUUUGGGCUAUCAAGGGAAGAGAUGGUUAAUCCACAUGCAUCUAAUGUUAGGGGAACUUUUGGUUAUGUGGAUCCUGAAUAUAUAUCAACAAGGGCUUUCACCAAGAAAAGUGAUAUAUACAGUUUUGGGGUCUUGCUUUUUGAACUUAUCGCAGGCAGGAAUCCUCAACAGGGUCUUCUGGAAUACGUUGAGCUCGCGACAAUGAAUACAGAGGGUGGAGUUGGGUGGGAGGAGAUAGUUGAUUCCCGCCUUGAUGGGAAAUUUGAUGUGCGGGAACUCAAUGAUGUUGCAGCUCUUGCAUACAAAUGUAUCAACCGUGUAUCCAGGAAACGACCUUCCAUCAGGGAUGUCGUGCAGGCACUGUCACGGAUCCUGAAGUUGAGACACAGUAGAAACCAUCACAAACGGGCCACAUCUGCCACGGCAGAGGAAGUAUCAAUUGAUGUGGACCGAUCAGAGGCUCAGACUCCAAGCACAGAUCAUCGGAGAGGAGAAUCUAUUGACAGUUUCGUUGACCCUUCUGAAGUCUGACUGGUGAUUCUUCCCUUUUUUUCUUUGCUUUUUAUUCCUUAUUUUUUGUUUCAAUUUUUGGCUGUGAUAUAUUUCCAAUACAGUCGUAGAGAAACUGAGAAGGAAAAAUCUUUGUUAGUUUUGUGGCCGAGUUAGGACUCAAUUCGAUCUCUAACUCGCUCUGAUCCCCUUGUAACAUAAUUCCUUUUUGUAUAUUACUGAUGUCUUGAGAAAAGGAUAAAAGGAGAAGAUUUGGUUUUGUGGUUUUUGAUUGUAAUUGUAAACAAUUUCUUUUACAUUUUA
This is a messenger RNA of Nelumbo nucifera (sacred lotus), 1868 nucleotides long. RefSeq names its product Protein kinase superfamily protein (gene CRLK1). NCBI's taxonomy places the organism in Eukaryota, Viridiplantae, Streptophyta, Magnoliopsida, Proteales, Nelumbonaceae. Gene Ontology annotation, biological process: protein phosphorylation. Gene Ontology annotation, molecular function: ATP binding; protein kinase activity. The record is from RefSeq and is a predicted model, not a curated record.